Messenger RNA from Fusarium graminearum PH-1, 309 nucleotides. RefSeq lists its product as uncharacterized. NCBI's taxonomy places the organism in Eukaryota, Fungi, Ascomycota, Sordariomycetes, Hypocreales, Nectriaceae. The record is from RefSeq and is a predicted model, not a curated record. The transcript has a single exon. The coding region runs from base 1 to 309 and encodes 102 amino acids.
AUGAACCGAUGGCUCUCUUUGAGCGAGCUCGUUGACAAGUGCAAUGGCUACUACAGAGCCCAGGCUUUGGCCACAGAUUACGAUCCGUUCAGGUGGAAUACCCGCGGUAUGAAUGGCCCAGUUGACAACGGUAACAGCAUCUGUGAUGACGCCUUCCUCGCUGGGAGAGCCAGUAGACUCUCCGUAUCCACGGUAGUCGAAGGUAAGACCAUGAGUGUUUGUGGGAUCAGCCGAAUAAAGGGAACGGUAGCUGUCAGGGCGCCAACCGCUGGCCAUUGUGCCGCUGGUGCCAUGGAAGUAGAGGACUAA